GGCUCGGGGCUCGGCUCCGGGAGAGCUCGGGCGGGAGCCCGGAUAGCGCCGCGCGGGGACCUCAACCCAGACCCCAGCGUCCCGCCGCCUCUGCCCCGUCCUGCCCCGCCCCCUGCCCCGCCCCUUUCCAGCCCGCCCCACCCCCUCUACGCCCCUCCACCCGGACCCGCCCCCAGUGCAGCCCCCCGCCCCCGCUACCCGGACCCCGCCCCCUCCCCCCUGGCCCUCAUCACCGGUCCAGGGAGGGGACGGCGGGACAGGCGGGACUAGUGGGACCGGCGGGAGGGCGGACCGGGCGGGGAUAUGGCCGCGGCGCCCGGAGGGUCUGCACCGCCCGCCGGCCCCGGCCCGCGCCUAGGUUUCAGCACCGCGGACAGCGGCGUCGGCAUGAGCGGGCUAAACCCCGGUCCUGCCGUGCCCAUGAAGGACCACGACGCCAUCAAGCUCUUCGUGGGGCAGAUCCCGCGGGGCUUGGACGAGCAGGACCUCAAGCCGCUGUUCGAGGAAUUCGGCCGCAUCUACGAGCUGACGGUGCUGAAGGACCGGCUCACCGGCCUCCACAAAGGCUGUGCCUUCCUCACCUACUGCGCCCGGGACUCUGCUCUCAAGGCCCAGAGUGCACUGCACGAGCAGAAGACCCUGCCAGGGAUGAAUCGUCCGAUCCAAGUGAAGCCGGCUGCCAGUGAGGGCCGAGGAGAGGACCGAAAGCUGUUUGUGGGGAUGCUGGGGAAGCAGCAGGGUGAGGAGGACGUCAGACGCCUGUUCCAGCCCUUUGGCCAUAUCGAGGAGUGCACCGUCUUGCGAAGCCCUGAUGGCACCAGUAAAGGCUGUGCCUUUGUGAAGUUCGGGAGUCAGGGGGAAGCUCAGGCAGCUAUCCAGAGUCUGCAUGGCAGCCGGACCAUGGCGGGCGCCUCGUCCAGCCUCGUGGUCAAACUGGCGGACACAGACCGGGAGCGCGCGCUACGGCGGAUGCAGCAGAUGGCCGGCCAGCUGGGCGCCUUCCACCCAGCACCGCUGCCGCUGGGGGCGUGCGGAGCCUACACCACUGCGAUCCUGCAACACCAGGCAGCCCUGCUGGCAGCGGCACAGGGCCCAGGCCUAGGCCCGGUGGCCGCAGUGGCGGCCCAGAUGCAGCACGUGGCGGCUUUCAGCCUGGUGGCGGCGCCGCUGUUGCCCGCCGCAGCAGCCAGCUCCCCGCCUGGCGGUGGCCCAGGCUCGCUUCCGGGUCUGCCAGCGCCCAUCGGGGUCAAUGGAUUUGGCCCCCUAACUCCCCAGACCAACGGGCAGCCCGGAUCUGACAGUCUCUACAAUAACGGGCUCUCCCCUUACCCAGCCCAGAGCCCUGGCGUGGCUGACCCCCUGCAGCAGGCCUACGCUGGGAUGCACCACUACGCAGCAGCCUACCCAUCGGCCUAUGCCCCAGUGAGCACAGCUUUUCCCCAGCAGUCUUCAGCCCUGCCCCAGCAGCAAAGAGAAGGCCCAGAAGGCUGUAACCUCUUCAUCUAUCACCUGCCUCAGGAGUUUGGUGAUGCAGAACUCAUACAGACAUUCCUGCCCUUUGGAGCUGUUGUGUCUGCCAAAGUCUUUGUGGACCGAGCCACCAACCAGAGCAAAUGCUUCGGGUUUGUUAGCUUUGACAAUCCAACCAGUGCCCAGACAGCUAUUCAGGCCAUGAAUGGCUUUCAAAUUGGCAUGAAGAGGCUCAAGGUCCAGCUAAAGAGGCCCAAGGAUGCCAAUCGGCCUUACUGAUCUUCUCUCACUGACCAGCCACAGAAAGAAACUGAAGAGUGAGAAGAAAGGAAAGGAAAAAGCACAGAAAUGCUUGAGCAGCCCUUCCUGAAGGAGCAGCCACGGAUGGAGGUGGAUCGGACCCCAGGCCGGCGCCUGGGGCUCAGGCCACAUUAAGGAUCGUUUUCAUCAAGUGGGUUGUCCCGUGCCUGUGGCUUAGAGCGCAGGCUGGCAAGGCAGCUGGGGCUGGCUGAGGACUGACUGUCUAGGGGAACCAGCAGAGGGCCUUGGGGGUGCCAAGGGCUUCUCUGCAAGGGAAGCCCAGAUUUACUUCUUUCAAAAUCAUAUCAUUCCUUAGAGUUUAGGGACCAAAGGACUAUUGCUUUUUUAAGAAUAUAAAUAUAUCUAUAUAAAUUAAAAGAAGGAAACAGAAAAUAAAAACAAAAGAAAAGGAAAAAACCACAAGAGAAACAAAAAGACAGUAUAGAGUCUCAUACAAGUUGCCUUUAAAUAUCCCUAGGAGACAGGGUGAAGGAGAUCCAUAAAAGCCCAGCCUAGGCAGAGGGAGGCUGUGGAAAGAGUGUUCUGUGUCUCAUUCCCUCUUAAAUCCCCCCCCCUUUUAAAAAUAAUGAAGGACUUAACGUCUAGGGGUAGGCUCCCAUGCAGGCAACAAAGAGAGUUAUGGAAGCAGGGAACCCACAAUCCCCCAACUCAGAGAAUAUCCCUGAAGCCAGGAGGAGCUCUGGCCUGACCUGGCCUUUGCCAUCCUGAGGGGCCCACUGGCCAGCAGGAGUGUCCUUGACAGCCUUUUCCGUGGAACCACUGCUUCCCCAGACAGGAAGAGGGAGUUUUAACCACCCCAGGAUUUCCCUUUCCCAUCUGGAUAGACAGAGGCCCUGCCUCUGGCUGAGCCGAGACACCUCCUGUUUCCCCUCACCUUGAGCCAGUCCCAGUGUCCCCUUGCUCCAGGCCACCUUCUGUCUCCAAGUCUAUGUUUGCCCACCUGUAAAGUAGAUCCAGGAUAUACCUAGAGGGCUGUGACAACAGACUCGGAAGAUUUGCUACUGUAUAUACUGCCAUUGAGAAGGGGAUCAUUUUCAAUAUGUAGAAGCUUCAGAAUUUAGAGGUCCCUCUUUACCCAGGACCUGGGAGGGAAGUAGAUGUUUUGCCAAAAUACUUCUUCAUUCCUUUAAAAAGUACAUCUUUCCUAUGCAAGAGUGUCUCACAUGUGCUUAUCCAAGGUGCUUCUAGAUGGUGAGCAGUGUUCAGCUUAGAAGUGGUGUGUGCUCUGUCUGUCUUUGUCUCUCUGUUGUAUUCAGUGGGUGCCAUAUAAAACUGAUCAAUGGUGGUGCUUCCUGCCUGCUUCUGUGAGAUGGGCAAAAGAUUCAGCUUAGAACACCAUGACUCACCUUGCCUUGGUCAGCCUGUCCUGGGCCUGUAGGGCCUUGCACAUAUUUUCCCCAGGAGGUUAAUUUCCCCUCCACCUCAUAGACAUGGAUCAAAGUAGUAUGGGGCCCCAGCUGUGUGGUGGGCACUCUGAUCCCCAGAUGUCGCUGAGGCUGGAGGCCUCUGAUCUGCUAUCACAUCAGGUAGUAAAGGAAAGGAUGUGGGGGUGGGGUUGGAGGGUUCCUCCUUCAUAACAGUUUCUAAGAAAACUUGUUCCCACCUGU
This is a messenger RNA of Mustela erminea (ermine), 3398 nucleotides long. RefSeq names its product CUGBP Elav-like family member 6 (gene CELF6). NCBI's taxonomy places the organism in Eukaryota, Metazoa, Chordata, Mammalia, Carnivora, Mustelidae. Gene Ontology annotation, molecular function: mRNA binding. The record is from RefSeq and is a predicted model, not a curated record. Gene Ontology annotation, biological process: regulation of alternative mRNA splicing, via spliceosome; mRNA splice site recognition. Gene Ontology annotation, cellular component: nucleus; ribonucleoprotein complex; cytoplasm. Bases 304 to 1749 code for a protein of 481 amino acids. The transcript is spliced from 13 exons.